This is a messenger RNA of Stylonychia lemnae, 804 nucleotides long. The record is from the annotation of a GenBank genome assembly. NCBI's taxonomy places the organism in Eukaryota, Ciliophora, Spirotrichea, Sporadotrichida, Oxytrichidae.
AUGGAAACAUAUUGCGAUUCAAACUAUUACGACUUCUUAUUUAAAAUUGUUCUAGUUGGUGAUUCAGGGGUUGGGAAGUCAAAUCUGCUAUCAAGAUUUAUUAACAAUGAGUUCUAUGAUAAUAGUUCCACAACAAUAGGUGUGGAAUUCCAAACUAAAAGCAUGCAAAUUUAGGGCUAACUUGUGAAAUCUCAGAUCUGGGACACAGCUGGGUAGGAGCGAUACAGAGCUCUUACUAGUGCUUACUAUAGAAAUGCAGUUGGUGCACUUCUCAUAUAUGACAUCACUGAUAAGAGGUCUUUCGAAAACUUAAAAAAGUGGGUUAGCGAAUUAAGAAAUCAUUCUCAGUAGAAUACUGUCUUGAUCUUGGUGGGAAAUAAAUGUGACUUGACAACCUAGAGAGCUGUUAAAAUAGAAGAUGCCGAGAGAUACGCAGCUCAUGAGAGUAAGAUUUCAUAAACCCUUAAUUUAUUAGACAUGGCUUUUAUUGAAACAUCUGCUUUAAAUGCCAAGAAUGUUAAGGUUGCUUUUACAAAUUUGAUUAAUGAGAUUUAUAAAUUGGCCAGGAUGGGCAAGUUUUCAGAUCAAAAUGGAACAAUGGAUGGAAUGUUCGGCAAUAAUAUCUCAUCAACUGCAGAUGGGUCUAAACCAAGAUCUGGCUAGGGUUUUGGCAAGGGCAACAAUCUUAGCAUCUCUGGAAUAAACAACAAUAAAAGUAUAAUCCUGAGUUCCUAGGAUCAUAAAAAUAAGCAAUCAAUCUUAGAAUAAGGAAAGAAAAACAAUAAUAAAUGCUGCAUCAAAUGA